Manihot esculenta (cassava) is the source of this 1100-nucleotide messenger RNA. Its product is annotated as protein TORNADO 2. Lineage: Eukaryota; Viridiplantae; Streptophyta; Magnoliopsida; Malpighiales; Euphorbiaceae. Bases 108 to 917 code for a protein of 269 amino acids. Gene Ontology annotation, cellular component: plasmodesma; plasma membrane. The transcript has 2 exons. Gene Ontology annotation, biological process: auxin-activated signaling pathway. The record is from RefSeq and is a predicted model, not a curated record.
UUUUAGUAAAGCAGCAUACUAAUUAUUUUUCAUCAUCUAUAUAUCUUUCCCUGUCAUUAUUUCAACUCCAAGAACAAACCCAACCCUAAAGCUUUCUCUCGCCAAAAAUGGCAUUAAGCAACAAUGUCAUCGGUGCAAUCAACUUCGUCGCCAUGCUUCUCUCAAUCCCAGUAAUCGGUGCUGGGAUAUGGCUCGCCAUGCAACCAGACAACUCCUGCGUGAAGAUUCUACAAUGGCCUGUCAUUAUUUUGGGGAUAUUGAUUUUAGUAGUUGCUUUGGCAGGGUUUAUUGGAGGUUUUUGGAGAAUCCCAUGGCUUCUUAUCUUUUAUCUUGUAGCAAUGCUCAUCCUCAUAAUAUUGCUUGCAUGUUUAGUGGUUUUCAUCUAUAUGGUUACCAUCAGGGGCUCAGGUCGCCUUGAACCCAGUAGAGCCUACUUGGAGUAUCACCUCGAUGAUUUUUCAGGAUGGCUUCGCCGAAGGGUUCAGAGUUCUUACAAAUGGGAUCGAAUAAGAAGCUGCCUUAGUUCAAUCGAUAUGUGUUCUGAGCUGAACCAGAGUUAUAGAAUGGCUCAAGAUUUCUUUAAUGCUCGCAUUACUCCAUUGCAGUCUGGAUGCUGUAAGCCACCCACGUUAUGUGGGUAUACAUUUGUGAAUCCAACAUAUUGGAUUAGCCCCAUAAACAAUGCUGCAGAUAUGGACUGCCUGAAUUGGAACAAUGACCAAAACCAACUUUGCUACAGUUGUGAUUCCUGCAAGGCAGGACUGCUGGCAAAUCUCAAAAAGGAAUGGAGAAGAGCAGAUAUUAUAUUGGUGAUUACACUUGUUGGUUUGAUAUGCGUAUAUGUGAUGGGUUGCUGUGCCUUCAGGAAUGCCAAAACAGAAGACCUAUUUCGCAGAUACAAGCAAGGUUAUACCUGAAGGAAAAAAAAAUGAACUUGUUCAUUUGUGAAGUUCUUAUUUAUGGUGAACUUGUAAUAAUUUUAUUUAGGAGCUGUUUAUGUAUUUGUUUCCAGUUGAGUUGUAGUAUAUAAUUUGAUGCUUUGAUUUUGGAGUAGAAAAUUUCAGUAAAGUUACGCAUGCAGCUUGCUGUUGUCGCCGAAA